This is a messenger RNA of Epinephelus lanceolatus (giant grouper), 1247 nucleotides long. RefSeq names its product ELOVL fatty acid elongase 8a (gene elovl8a). Lineage: Eukaryota; Metazoa; Chordata; Actinopteri; Perciformes; Serranidae. Gene Ontology annotation, biological process: very long-chain fatty acid biosynthetic process; fatty acid elongation, monounsaturated fatty acid; sphingolipid biosynthetic process. Gene Ontology annotation, molecular function: fatty acid elongase activity. The record is from RefSeq and is a predicted model, not a curated record. Gene Ontology annotation, cellular component: endoplasmic reticulum membrane.
CACAACUGAGAUGCAGCAUGCUUUGACUGAGGAGAGCUGAGGAGAAAAAAAUCUUAACAGCCACCAUCAGGAUGAAGGGUUUUCAGGCUCUCACCAUGUGGCAAAAAAUACAAUUAUUCUACCUGGGGAUUCUGGAAAAUGGAGACAAGAGGACAGACAAUUGGCCGCUGGUCUACUCUCCUGUGCCAAUCAGCUGUAUCUUUCUGUGCUACCUGGUCAUUGUAUGGUUGGGGCCAAAGCUGAUGGAGAAAAGGCAGCCGAUCAACCUUAAACCCGUCCUGAUAGUUUACAACUUUGCCAUGGUCUGCCUGUCUGCAUACAUGUUCUAUGAGUUCACAGCCUCUUCCUGGUUGGCCAGAUACAGUUUGCUGUGCCAGCCAGUCGACUACAGUGACAGCCCACUGGCCAUGAGGAUGGCCAGAGUUUGCUGGUGGUUCUACUUCUCCAAAGUUAUAGAGCUCAGUGACACUAUAUUUUUCAUCCUGAGGAAGAAAAACAGUCAGCUGACCUUCCUCCACGUCUACCAUCACGCCACCAUGAUCUUCAACUGGUGGGCUGGGGUUAAAUAUGUGGCUGGUGGCCAGUCUUUCCUGAUUGGUCUGAUCAACUCCCUGGUCCAUGUAGUGAUGUAUCUUUACUACGGCCUGGCGGCUUUGGGACCAAGCAUGUCCAAAUACCUCUGGUGGAAGCGUUACCUCACCUCCCUGCAGCUGCUCCAGUUUUUCAUCGUAACCAUCCACACCACCUACAACCUGUUUGCCGACUGUGACUUCCCUGACUCCAUGAACAUGGUUGUGUGUGCCUACUCUUUCAGCCUCAUCGCUCUCUUCAGUAACUUCUACUACCAGAGCUACCUCACCAAGAAAAGGAGCAAGGAGACAUAGUGAGAGACAGAGAGGUGUAUAUGACAGAAAGAAGCUGAAAUGCAAUAAUCUGGAAAUAGGAAGGUUGUUUGUUUUGUUAAUGGCUUUGUGUUAAUGAUGUCAUGGUAAUUAUUUGAUUUCUUAUAUGUACAAAAUACAUUUACAUAUAUUGUAUAUAUGAAAACUACUUUUAUGUACUUUGCAUAUUUGUUCCCUGAACACACACAUAGAGAUUUUUACCGUACUCAUGAGGGCCUUCAUUUAACACAUUGAUUCAUUCCAUCUGUUCAUUCAUUCAGUACCAAACCACAAACUCAACUCAUAUUAACCCUUGUUUCAUCACUCCCUUCCCCCAGCUGCUAAUAGACGAGACUUUCUAAUCGC